Belonocnema kinseyi is the source of this 1404-nucleotide messenger RNA. RefSeq names its product CAAX prenyl protease 2 (gene Sras). NCBI's taxonomy places the organism in Eukaryota, Metazoa, Arthropoda, Insecta, Hymenoptera, Cynipidae. Gene Ontology annotation, biological process: CAAX-box protein processing. The record is from RefSeq and is a predicted model, not a curated record. The transcript is spliced from 6 exons. Gene Ontology annotation, molecular function: metalloendopeptidase activity. Gene Ontology annotation, cellular component: endoplasmic reticulum membrane. Bases 21 to 902 code for a protein of 293 amino acids.
AUCGACGUCAGUAUGGAGUUAUGGAGACCACGGACACCCGAAAUACCAAUUUUCCAUGCAUUUCCGCAAUCAGUUCGUGCCUCGUUUUGUCGGUCGUCUAUGUGGCCAGUUUGUACGUUUGGAAUUCACCACAUGACAGAGAACAUCCUAGUACAAUAAAAAAGAGAUUUUUCAGUGUCUUUAUCGUGACACUGAUAUCUCCAGCUUCUUUAUAUUUCGGCCUGAACGAGAACGUAUUUCAGAAGGCCACGAUAUGGGAGUUAUUAGGACUGAGAUGGCCAGGAUUGAUCCAGGCAAUAAUAUUGCCUCUUUUCCUCACAAUGGUUUUAUUUUUGGGCCCACUUAGCAUGCAGGCUAUCAACGGACUCUGGCGAUUCUAUGCUGAGCCAGUGGAACAUCAGCUUGUAAGUGGAACAAGUUUAAUUUGGUGGAGAAAUCAAGUGAUCGCACCACUUUCAGAAGAAUGGACUUUUAGAGCAUGUAUGCUGCCUCUUCUUUUGCAGUGUUUUUCUCCAACCAUUGCCAUUUUUAUAUGCCCUUUAUUUUUCGGAGUUGCUCACUUCCAUCAUCUUUUCGAAAGGACAAAAAUGGGAAUGGAACUCAAGCAUGCGCUGAUUAUAUCAUGCUUCCAGUUUGCUUACACGACAGUCUUUGGAGCUUAUGCAGCGUACCUUUUUGUCAGAACAGGACAUUUUGUGGCUCCUUUUGCUGCCCAUUCUUUCUGCAAUCACAUGGGCUUGCCUGAUCUCUCAGAAAUUGCAACCUACAAGGAUCCUUUGAAAAGAAUAAUACUCGUUUCGCUAUUUGUGAUAGGACUCGUUGCUUGGUGUUUUCUUCUAACGCCAAUGACGAAUCCGGUAAUUUUCAGCAAUAAUCUAUUCUGGCACAAACAUCUCGUCUGAAAAAUACUACGAAAGAUAGUAUUUUUUUCUUUUUCUCAAAGUCCAAACUUUUUUCUUACCGUAAUUAAUUGUGUGGAUUUUUUUACGUGAAACUAGAAAUUUAUCAUGACUGAUUGAUUUUAAUAACGCCAUAUUUUUUUUUGUGUUUGCUUUAGUUAUAAAAUUAAUUUACUAAUUGACUGAUUUUUGUUACCAAUUAAGUUUUGUCCCAGUUUUUUUUUAAUUCUCUUUCGAAGGGACGUUUUUUAGGAUAUUGGAAGUAAUUUAAGAAGCGGAUGAUGUUCAAUUAAUUAAUGAAAAAUUACCGUGGUGCCUCACGAUCGAAUACUUUCGAUCAUUACAAAAAUGCCAAGAAAAAUCGCCAUACGCUAGAAUCGUUACAAUUUUUUAGCCAUAAAAAUAACUCUGCUGUACAAAUUUCGGAUAGAAAGGUAUCAAAAUUCAGAAAAGAAAAAAAUAAAUUGUAAAGGGGACGAGUGAAAAUCCCGAAAAAUAAAAUUCC